AGGACGCAUCAUGCCGCUGGAUUCAAGUUUAGCGAGUAAAAACUAUGACCUGGACUACGACUCCCUGCAGCCGUAUUUCCACUCUGACAACGAGGAUGACGCGGUGAACCAGAGCAUCGUCUGCGGCGCUGACUCCAUCAUCAUCCAGGACUGCAUGUGGAGCGGCUUCUCCGCCGCGGCCAAGCUGGAGAAGGUGGUGUCCGAGCGGCUCGCCUCCCUGCACGCCGCGCGCAAGGACCUGGGGCCGGACACGGCGCCCAACAGCAGCAGCUGUAGUGAAUCAGAGGAUGAGAAUGGAGACGAGGAUCAUGAUGAGGAGGAAGAGGCGGACCAGGAGGAAGAGGAGGGGAUUGACGUGGUCCCAGUGGAGAAGAGGCAGGCGGUGAAACGGUGCUACCCAAGUCCGCUGGAGACAAGGCCCCCCAGCCCGCUCGUGCUGAAGAGGUUUGACGUCUCCACCCACAAGCAUGAUUACACUGCCCAUCCAUCCAUGAGGCAGGAGCAGCCGGCUGUCAGGAGGCUGAAGCUGGAGAGCAGCAGCAGCAGCAGCAGCGGUGGAGGAGGAGGUGGAGGCAGCGGCGGCCACAGCAGGGUCCUCAAACAGACCAGCAGCAUCCGCAAGUGUCUGAGCCCCCGGACGUCAGACACCGAGGACAAUGACAAGAGAAGGAUUGGAGGAGCCUUUCGGGAGCGCCAGAGGAGGCUGAAGCUCAAGUUGAGCCUUGUCGCGCUGCGGGACGAGAUCCCCGAGGUGGCCAACAACAAGAAGGCGGCGAAGUCGGUGAUCCUGAAGAAGGCGACAGAGUGUAUCUACAGCAUGCAGUCAGAUGAGCAGAGACUCCUCACACACAAAGAGCAGCUGCGGAGGAGAAGUGAACUUUUAAAGCAGAGACUGGCACAGAUGCAGGGCUGCCGUGCUUGAAGUCUGAAUCAAGACUUUUUGGCCUUUUGUCUUUUAUGCAAGUUCCAGACUUGGGGGUUGUACAGUUCUUGUUGCAUGGAAAUUAAAAAACGGAUCAAGUUGUUUUGAAAUCUCGUUUGAUUUCGAAGUUAAAACUGCCUCAAUAGAUAUUAUAGGUGGAUUCAAUGUUUAAAAGUUUAUUUUUAUUAAUAAAAUAUUAAAAAUAGGGCCGUCUCGUUGGGGGUCCAAACUAAAAUAUACAUUUUUAUAUAUAAUUUAUAUUUCCUAAGAAAAUUUAUUUUUGGAUCUCAAUUGUCUGGAUGUUCAGACCCAGUGUUUGCUUUUAUC
Messenger RNA from Platichthys flesus (European flounder), 1249 nucleotides. RefSeq names its product transcriptional regulator Myc-like. Lineage: Eukaryota; Metazoa; Chordata; Actinopteri; Pleuronectiformes; Pleuronectidae. The record is from RefSeq and is a predicted model, not a curated record. The coding region runs from base 11 to 922 and encodes 303 amino acids. Gene Ontology annotation, molecular function: DNA-binding transcription factor activity, RNA polymerase II-specific; protein dimerization activity; RNA polymerase II cis-regulatory region sequence-specific DNA binding. The transcript has 2 exons. Gene Ontology annotation, biological process: positive regulation of cell population proliferation; regulation of transcription by RNA polymerase II.